CACAUAAUAUUCCUUCGGCAUCUUCUGCUCCCUAUAUAUACCUCCCCAAACCAUUGGGACCUCAAACUUCUCAUACUUUCAAAGCUUUCUUCAGCUUGAUCUCGAUUCAAUGGCGGGGAUCGUGGUGGUGUUCGACUUUGACAAGACGAUCAUAGACUGCGACAGCGAUAACUGGGUCGUCGACCAGCUCGGCGCCACCGAGCUUUUUGAGCUCCUCCUCCCGUCCAUGCCGUGGAAUUCUCUCAUGGAUAGGAUGAUGAAGGAGCUACAUUUACAGGGGAAGACCAUCGAAGAAAUUGCAGAUUGCCUGAAGAGGGCUCCACUGGACCCUCACGUCAUCACGGCCAUCAAAUCGGCUUAUGAUCUUGGGUGUGAUCUGAGGGUGGUGAGUGAUGCCAACCUCUUCUUCAUAGAGACAGUUCUCAAACACCAUGGGCUUCUUGAGUAUUUCUCGGAGAUUAAUACCAAUCCAAGCUAUGUGGAUGAGGAGGGGAGACUUAGGAUCUUCCCUUACCAUGACUUCACCACCUCUUCUCACGGCUGCAGCCUCUGCCCUCCAAACAUGUGCAAGAGCGAGAUCGUUGAACGAAUCCAAGCACAAGCUACUGCAGAAGGAAAGAAGCGAUUCAUCUACCUGGGUGACGGGAAGGGAGACUACUGCCCUUCUCUGAAGCUCAGUGAAGAAGACUGUGUGAUGCCAAGGAAGAAUUACCCACUGUGGCAGCUCAUCUGUGACAACCCUCAGCAGCUCAAGGCUGGGGUCCAUGAAUGGAGCAAUGGUGAGGAGCUUGAAAGAACCCUCCUGCAGCUCAUCAACAUGUCGAACGCUGCCGAUCACAACCAUGCUGCCCAGUUAUUCUCAGUGGAUUGCAAGUUCGAGACAAUUCCUAUGUCACCCAAUGAAGCCCUUCCCCUGGCUCUCAGGGUUCCUCACUAACCAUGCCUGACUUGGCCCUCAAAUAUUUGGCACAAGUGGGCAAUUUAUCUGAAUGUUGGUCAAAGACCACGUUUCGCUUUUUUUUUUUUUGGUUCUGCCUUUUUUCCCCUUCUUUCUCCUCUUUGACCUUGUGUGAAAGUUUACAGUGGAAAGAAUGUCAGUGACGGAGAUAAAUUUUCCUGAUGUUUUAUGUGGUGAAAUUUUCAUGUGAAAUCCAUUGGAUUUGUA
Molecule: messenger RNA, 1165 nt
Organism: Elaeis guineensis (African oil palm)
Lineage: Eukaryota; Viridiplantae; Streptophyta; Magnoliopsida; Arecales; Arecaceae
Product: inorganic pyrophosphatase 2-like
Molecular function (GO): phosphatase activity
Source: RefSeq, a predicted model, not a curated record